AUGAGCGGACGGAAUGCGAGCGAGAUGGAUGAAGACUUCGAGUUUGAAGCGGAUGCAAUGCGGGUUGAAGAAAACACACCUGCUGCCUUUGUUUAUGGAACACGAUCGUCGAGAGGACACACUGGUAGCUCAUUAGAUGACACUACCGUUGCUCCUACCGGAAAACAACAGAAAUCGUUUGACGAAAGGCUUGUUGACACCAAAUUUUUCAAUGCCUUUCCGGAUGACUUUGAUGAUACCAGCUAUGUGUGA
This is a messenger RNA of Spizellomyces punctatus DAOM BR117, 252 nucleotides long. RefSeq lists its product as uncharacterized. Lineage: Eukaryota; Fungi; Chytridiomycota; Chytridiomycetes; Spizellomycetales; Spizellomycetaceae. The record is from RefSeq and is a predicted model, not a curated record. The coding region runs from base 1 to 252 and encodes 83 amino acids. The transcript is spliced from 3 exons.